GUAAUUUACCCAAAAAAUUAAUGCAAGUAGAGCAUCAUCGUACCUUCAAUUUAAGUGUGGAAUAACACAAAUAAAAAUGGAAACUAAAAUUCAGCAGAAAGGGAUGAAAUUGAAAAGUAACAGCCAGACAAUUAACAGAACUCAAUGUUCACACAAAAUAAUAAGGGUGGAUAAUUUAACCCCGUCAUAAUUCUUUGUUCUAGCUCCACCUGAAAUGCACGUAUACGUUUACCCAGUGCACUUAUAUAGUUCGAAUUCGACAAUAUAACAACUGAAAAUUGCUCAAUUUAACGCAACUUUGAAAAAAAAAAUCAAGUUCAAUAUUUACAUGUGGUGAAUAACAAAGUAAUGCAAUCUAAUUCACAAUAAAAAGAUCAUGUUUGUAGUUUUCAGGAAGAGUAUAUCAAUUUCACCACAAUCAGCAAAUUAUGCCAAUUAAAGGAAACAACAAAAAGGAAUAGACAAAAAAAUCCCAGUGCCAUUACACUUCACCUUUAAACAAAAAAUAUCAGAUUUUCCACGAUAGCGCAAGAAAUCAAUCAAAAAAAAAACGGCCUAUAAAAAAUUCAUAUCGAACGAAAUACAGGAUAGAGGGCGGUUCGAUAUAUGGCCGCAAUCCACUUCGUAAUUUAUAUGGCUAUGAUUGCUUACAAAUAAUACAUAUACGAACAACAUCAAAAUUCUCGUGGCUAAUUUACUAGAGGGAACAGAUAAAAGCAAAGAUAGUUGAAACUGAAAAGAGUUUUUAUCAUUUCGAAUAAUUCUAUAUCUAUGUUAGAUCGGGAUCAUUUUUCGAUUCUUAAACAAUUUCGGAAAAAUAUAUAAAUAAAACUAACCCCAACAAACUAUGAAACUAAAGGUCCAUGUGGAGUCCAUAACAGAGACCUUCCAGCCAAUUCUCUACCACACUUGUUGGCUCAUUUCAAGAAUUCGAACAAAUUUAACCAUCACCAAACCCUGGUCCUAAAAUGUGUAAUGCAUGUAAUAUGUUUCCUAUAUUUAUCGAUGACGGAGCAUUCCUCUAUGUUCAUCUUUCUCUUGAAAAAUCUCUGCAAUUUCUUUUUUCCUUUGACAGAACUUAUGCUGUCUGCCAUUUCGACUUCCGUGUCCGUUCAAAACAUAAUCCGUUCUUAAAUCUUUUAAAAUCUUUUCUGGUAGUGCCGUUAAUGACAGAUCAGCUGCACAGUCCUUCAGAUUACACUCAUAAAAGAAUUAUCUCGAGGGUCCAUUGUUGUUAUAUAUAUAUACCUUCAAUUCCAAACUUCCUAGUAUGAAACAAAAAAAGAACCUUAACAAACUCAAGAUGUCUUUUUCAUUCUUGAAAAACUUUCGAGGAAUCGACAGUGGCUUCCUCUCUAACGAUCUGCUUCCACCCUUAGGAACUAGAAUGAAUCGAGCGACAAAGCUUCGGAGACAAAUAGUUUCCCCGUUAAAUCCAUGUUAUAGGGCAUGGGAGAUUUUUCUACUUCUCCUAGUCAUAUAUUCUGCCUGGAUAUCUCCGUUCCAGUUUGCGUUUCUAACUUACAAGCAAGAUUCUCUGUUCAUAGCUGACAACAUUAUCAACAGCUUCUUCGCUGCCGACAUUUUUCUCACAUUCUUUGUGGCAUAUGUUGACCCUAGGUCAUAUCUUCUAAUUGAUGAUCCCAAGAAAAUAGCAAUAAGGUAUCUAUCGACAUGGUUCGCUUUUGACGUCUGCUCUACAAUACCGUUUCAAUCUCUAAGCAUCAUCUUCACAGAUCACAAUGGUGGAUUAGGGUUUAACUUGCUGAGUAUGCUACGACUUUGGCGACUCAGACGAGUUAGCUCACUCUUUGCAAGGCUCGAAAAGGACAUUCGGUUUAACUAUUUCUGGACUCGCUUCACAAAACUCGUAUCUGUGACGUUGUUUGCUGUUCAUUGUGCGGGGUGCUUCAACUAUAUGAUCGCUGAGAGAUACGGGAAUUCGAAAAGAACAUGGAUUGGUGCUGUCUAUCCUAAUUUUAAACAAAUGAAAGUAUGGGAUAAAUAUGUGACUGCUUUAUAUUGGUCGAUUGUAACCUUAACUACAACAGGUUACGGGGAUUUGCAUGCUGAAAACACGAGAGAGAUGCUCUUUGAGAUGAUGUACAUGCUUUUCAAUCUCGGGUUGACUUCUUAUCUUAUAGGAAACAUGACAAAUCUCGUGGUGCAUUGGACCUGCAGCACCAGAAAUUUCAGAGAUAAUAUCACGGCUGCUUCCGAAUAUGCAAGAAGGAACCAAUUGCCAUCGAAUAUUCAAGAUCAAGUCUUAUCUCACAUAUGUCUGAAAUUCAAAACACAAGGAUUGAGACAACAAGAAAUGAUGAAUGGGCUGCCAAAAGCCAUUCGUACCAGCAUUGCAAAUUAUCUGUUUUAUACCAUUGUUCAAAAUGUCCAUCUCUUCCAUGGGGUUUCCGAAGACCUCCUUCUCCAACUGGUUCCGGAAAUGCAAGCCGAGUACUACUCUCCAAGAGAAGAUGUGAUUCUGCAAAACGAGGCUUCGACAGAUGCGUACAUAUUGGUUUCAGGGGCUGUGGAUUAUAUCGCAAAGAUUAACGGGCAAGAUCAAAUCAUUGGAAAGGCUUCUACAGGGGAAAUGUUCGGAGAAAUUGGGGUUUUAUGUGGAAAGUCACAGCCGUUUGGUGUUCGAACAACUGAGGUUUCUCAAAUGCUAAGGAUGAGCAAGGCCACAUUUCUGAACAUUCUACGGUCGAAACCAGAAGAUGAACUCACUGUUAUGAACAAUCUUUUCAAGAAAAUGAAAGUAUGGAGGAGUUUCGACAUUGAGGGCCAACAGGAUCCAAGCCUUAUCCUAAAAAAAUGGCUUCACGGGAAACCUAAAGGAGACUGCACAAGUUGCAAUAAUGAUAAUCUCUACGGACACACUUUGAAACAGGAAUCAACGGUAGAUAUUUCGAAUGAAAUCAUGCUAAAUAAUGAGAAUGAAAAUAAAUUAAAUGGGGCACAUGAAUCAGUUGCAAAUCGAUACGGAAAAGGCUCGUACGCCAGCUCAAGCAGUACCGCAUUUUCAAAAAGGGGAGAAGCAAUAAAAUCGGAUAAGAGAGUCACCAUUCACGCGAAUUUUCGCGAAAAGCAGAUUCCAAAGCUAAUAAUUCUACCUCACUCGCUAGAAGAGCUGCUCAAGAUAGCAGGUGAAAAAUUCGGAGACGGCAGUCUUACGAAAUUAGUAAACGCAGAGAAUGCAGAGAUUGAUGAUAUAAGCGUGAUACGAGAUGGUGAUCAUUUGUUCUUUUCCUCCGAAAGACUGUCGGAAUAAUGUGUAGAAUAAGAUGUGAGCUAACAUUUAACAAGCUCUAUAUUAUGGAAAUGGAUAAAUUAAAAUUAGGUAAUUCAAAGCAAUUUUUGCUGAUAUUUUUACAGAUACUACACCAACCAAAUCCAUGAAUUUUCUGAAGAAACAACAAAUAAUCAUAGGAAAAACUGUCAAUACGAUUGGAUUGCAGCAGUUUAUUCUCAAUUUCUCAUAAUUAUCAAUACGCAAUAUCGAAAUACUGAUGAACACUAAUUUUAGGGG
Molecule: messenger RNA, 3532 nt
Organism: Erythranthe guttata (spotted monkey flower)
Lineage: Eukaryota; Viridiplantae; Streptophyta; Magnoliopsida; Lamiales; Phrymaceae
Product: potassium channel KAT2
Biological process (GO): potassium ion transport; transmembrane transport
Cellular component (GO): membrane
Molecular function (GO): voltage-gated potassium channel activity
Source: RefSeq, a predicted model, not a curated record